This is a messenger RNA of Durusdinium trenchii, 1419 nucleotides long. Lineage: Eukaryota; Dinophyceae; Suessiales; Symbiodiniaceae. The record is from the annotation of a GenBank genome assembly.
AUGGAAAGCGAUGCCCCCGCUGUGUGCGGGAAGAUUGGUUUUAUCACGGAUUGCGAGGGGAAUUAUGAGUACUGGCAAGCAUCAGUGGCCUUGAGCGAUGUGGUCGGCUGGGAUUCUGACGGGGAACUAGCUUUCAUCAACGAUCCUGAGAAAGAUGGCUUCGUGUUCGGGGGUGAUGUUUUUGAUAAAGGCACAGGUGACCUCCGAAUCGCACAGCAGCUCCUGGCCUUCAAGCGCCGGCACCCCGAACGCGUGUGGCUGCUAGCAGGCAAUCGAGACAUCAACAAGCUGCGGCUCACAGCCGAGCUGGCUGAGGAGGAGAUCGACGUGCCGCAGCCGGUGCCGGUCUAUCCUCGAGCUCCACCGCAGGUCUCUUUGCGGUCAUUCCUGGAGAAGAAGCAGCAAGAAGAGGGUGUAAGAUCCUUGGCUGAAGUGAACACCCGGGCUAACCGACUGCGCUGGAUCUUGGACCAUACCAUGACCGCAGGUGGAGCCUUCGAGUCUCGUCGUCGGGAACUCGCAUUGCUGGCCGGAGUGGAUGAGGAAGCCGUGGACGAGGAAGCGGUGGUCCAGAGCUUUCUCAAGUCGGUGGAGGAGGAGGGGGUUGUUUGGGAGUACUUGCGGGAGAGCUGCCUACUGGUGCUGGUGGGCCCGUGGCUGUUCGUGCAUGGAGGCAUCCCGAAGGACGCGCUGCGUUGGAUCCCCUCGCAUGACAUGCGCUACGUGGCGCCCGAGCCCGGGGCCGAGCCGGGCGGAAGCAGCCUCGCAUCGGACCGCCUCAUCGACUGGGUCGAGGCGAUGAACCGCUUCCUUCACGAAGGCUUGCAAAGCCAUCGCGCGCAGCCGCUCUUUUGCCACUCCGAGACCCGCGCGCGCGGCGGCGAGGCCUUACUGGUGUUGACCAGCACUCCUGCCUGUUUCCGGCGCUCCGUCGUGGUGGAAUCAUUGCUGGAGGGAGGAAUGCCGACGACUUUGCACCCAGAGGUGGAAGAGUUCUUGGCAUCCGAUGGAGUGAGGGCAGUCUUUUGUGGGCACAAGCCUUGUGGAGAUUCGCCGUUCGUGGUGCGAGGAGAGAAGGUGAGCUUCCUCCACUGUGAUACCACCUACAGCGACCCGCGCGCGCCCGACCAGCGCGGCCGCGCCGUGGCGGCCGUGACGGCGGUGAGCUCGGGUGAGAGCGCAUGCGUUCGGAUCCGAGGAUGCUUGGCGGAUGGCGAUGAGUAUGACUUCUGCCUCUUCGGUCCGGACGGCGAUCCCUUCGUGGGGCGCCGGACGCCCGACCACGGCUACGUCAAGGCUCGGCUGGGGACGCCUGACCGCGACGGCGCAGCGCCGCGCUACCGGGUGGUGCGCGGCGAUGGCGCACGACGGCUGAACUAUGAGACCUGCCAGGAAGAAGACUUGAGGUGCGUGGUUUGA